Messenger RNA from Colletotrichum graminicola M1.001, 462 nucleotides. Its product is annotated as LysM domain-containing protein. The record is from RefSeq and is a predicted model, not a curated record. The coding region runs from base 1 to 462 and encodes 153 amino acids. NCBI's taxonomy places the organism in Eukaryota, Fungi, Ascomycota, Sordariomycetes, Glomerellales, Glomerellaceae. The transcript is spliced from 2 exons.
AUGCAGAUCUCCGGACUUUUCUCCAUCCUCGCCGCCGUUGGUGUUGUGGCCGCGCUUCCUCAGAAAAGUGUCUCCUGCCCAGGCGCUAUUAUCGACUACGUAGUGCAGACCAACGACACUUUGACCUCGAUCGCCACUAAAUACGAUUCGGGCAUCUGCCAGAUCGCUUUGCUCAACAACCUCAGCGACCCCAACUACGUCCUCUCCGGCGUUACCCUCAAGGUUCCGACCGACGUCUGCGAUCCUGACAACUCCUCCUGCCUGCCCUCCUCGGGUGGUACCGCCCCUUGUGUCAUCAAAGGGCCCGCUAGCUGGACAGUCCAGUCAGGCGAAACUUUCUACAUCAUCGCCCAGAAACUUGGUCUCAACUACCUCGUUCUGGAAGCUGUAAACCCGAAUGUCGAGGCUACGGACAUCGCCGUCGGCCAGGUCAUCGAUGUUCCCGUCUGCCCCUGCUCCUAG